Messenger RNA from Cylicostephanus goldi, 309 nucleotides. NCBI's taxonomy places the organism in Eukaryota, Metazoa, Nematoda, Chromadorea, Rhabditida, Strongylidae. The record is from the annotation of a GenBank genome assembly.
AUGGUUUUAUCUCAAGUGGACUUCGCAAGCAGCGGUUUCGCAGCUUUUAAUGAAGCUAUGGACAUCGCAGAAGCAAAGGAGUCUUUCAACUGUGCAGGCAUUUUUGAGUUUAUAUCGGAUCCAGUUGUAAUGGAUCGAUUGGCGAGCUUGGCCUCAGAUCGUCCUCAGUGUUUUUCUAUGGGAGGAAAAGACAGUGAAGUCGAACUUCAGAACGCAAUCGAGUCGCGCAUAAUCAAUCUAGACGAAGGGGAAAAGAUCAGAUCUUGCCUACAGUUUCUGAUGAAAGCUGACGAUAUGCUGGGUUCUUGA